AUGUCGUCCAACCCGGCUCCGGCUCCCAGCGCCGCCGUUACCAAGAUCAACGUCGACGCCCUCAACUUGCCCCCCUCGCCCGCGCCCUCGAGCCCCCGAAACGGCCGUCGCCGCUACGCCCUGGCCACGGAGCUCGUCUAUACCGAGGGCAAGGACCAGUACGGCGCCUCGAGCAUCCCCAUCUACCAGUCGGCCACCUUUAAGCAGACCUCAGCCGCCGGCGGCCAGCAAGAGUACGACUACACGCGCUCCGGCAACCCCACGCGCACUCAUCUCGAGCGCCACCUCGCCAAAAUCAUGGGCGCCCACCGCGCCCUUGCUGUCUCCUCGGGCAUGGGCGCCCUCGACGUCAUCAGCCGCGUCCUCCGCCCCGGCGACGAGGUCAUCACCGGCGACGACCUCUACGGCGGCACCCACCGCCUGCUCACCUACCUCGCCUCCAACGCCGGAAUCGUCGUCCGCCACGUCGACACCACAAAGGUUCAGGCCGUCGCCGACGUCAUCUCCCCCCGCACCGCCAUGGUUCUCCUCGAGACCCCCACCAACCCCCUCAUCAAGAUUGUCGACAUCCCCUCCAUUGCCGCCCGCGCGCACGACGCCAACCCCAAGUCUCUCGUCGUCGUCGACAACACCAUGCUCUCCCCCAUGCUCUGCAACCCCCUCGAUCUCGGCGCCGACAUUGUCUACGAGUCUGGCACAAAGUACCUCUCCGGCCACCACGACAUCAUGGCCGGCGUCAUUGCCUGCAACGACCCGGCUGUCGGCGACAAGCUCUUCUUCACCAUCAACUCCACCGGCUGCGGCCUCUCCCCCAACGACUCCUUCCUCCUCAUGCGUGGCGUCAAGACACUCGCCAUCCGCAUGGAGAAGCAGCAGGCCAACGCUCAAGCCAUUGCCGAAUUCCUCGAGCACCGCGGCUUCCGCGUCCGUUACCCGGGCCUCAAGUCCCACCCCCAGUACGACCUGCACUGGUCCACCGCCCGCGGCGCCGGCGCCGUCCUGGCCUUUGAGACGGGCGACCCUGCCGUCUCCCAGCGCAUCGUCGAGGCCGCUCGUCUCUGGGCCAUCAGCGUCAGCUUUGGCUGCGUCAACAGCCUCAUCAGCAUGCCCUGCCAAAUGAGUCACUCCAGCAUCGACGCCAAGACCAGGGCCGAGCGCCAGAUGCCAGAGGACAUUAUUCGCCUCUGCGUAGGCAUUGAAGAUGUCAACGACUUGAUUGAGGAUCUGUCUCGUGCUCUGGUGCAAGCGGGCGCCGUCACCGUCACUCUAGAUGGAUUCCACGCCACUGGCGAGGCAGAGAAGCUCGGCCAAACACCUCUCACUGCCGAAUAA
Messenger RNA from Cordyceps militaris CM01, 1332 nucleotides. RefSeq names its product cystathionine beta-lyase. The record is from RefSeq and is a predicted model, not a curated record. NCBI's taxonomy places the organism in Eukaryota, Fungi, Ascomycota, Sordariomycetes, Hypocreales, Cordycipitaceae. Gene Ontology annotation, cellular component: cytoplasm. Gene Ontology annotation, molecular function: pyridoxal phosphate binding. The coding region runs from base 1 to 1332 and encodes 443 amino acids. Gene Ontology annotation, biological process: transsulfuration; 'de novo' L-methionine biosynthetic process. The transcript is spliced from 2 exons.